Molecule: messenger RNA, 2477 nt
Organism: Tupaia belangeri chinensis (Chinese tree shrew)
Lineage: Eukaryota; Metazoa; Chordata; Mammalia; Scandentia; Tupaiidae
Gene: BLK
Product: BLK proto-oncogene, Src family tyrosine kinase
Exons: 7
Coding region: 484-2001 (505 amino acids)
Biological process (GO): protein phosphorylation
Molecular function (GO): ATP binding; protein tyrosine kinase activity; protein binding
Source: RefSeq, a predicted model, not a curated record
AUUUCUCGCUUUCUGUCUCUCUGUCUCUGUCUGUCUGGCGAGCGCACGCACCCUAUAGCAAAAUCCAUCGAGUCUAUGGACAGGAUUUCUCAACUGGAAUCUCUUACCUCCUACAUGGCUCUUAACCCUUGGCAUCUGCUACCACUUAUCUGCAGGAAGACAUUCACAUAGAUGACCAAACACAAAACGCGUGUGUGCCAGGCUGCAAAUGAAUGUGAGCAGAGGCCGUGGGAUGUGGCUUAUGAUAUUCCGUGCCAUGGACGUGACAACUCGAGUUCCCAUCGUGGUCCACUCUGGCUUGUGGGGAGUGGAGUCAGCCUUUUCUGGCUUUUCCAGCAGCCCUGCAUCCCUCCAUAUUGCAUGGUGGAGGGGCUCUGAGUGACCAGGUGGCCACAUAGGAGGACAGCUUGACUGCUAAGAGCCUGCCAGCCUGCUCCAGAGGUCUCUGAUUCCUGGGCCGAACCUUGGGGGACAUUGGGGAAAAUGUCCCCCGGGGCAGGGUCAGACGGUGGGGAGACUUUCAGGAGGGUGGAGAUUGAGAGAAAAGAAAAUGGAACUCAUGCCAGAAAUGAUAAAAAUAGAGGUCAGAAACUUGGGGGAUUUUUCUCAAGCCAGAAUCCCAAUCCUGAUUGUCCAUCUUUAAGUCUUACUGUCCACGUGUGGGUCUCUCUUACCCCUCCAGGUGCCUUUUCCUUGUCUGUGAAGGACGUCACCGCCCAGGGGGAGAUGAUCAAGCACUAUAAGAUCCGCUCCCUGGAUGAAGGGGGCUAUUACAUCUCCCCUCGCAUCACCUUCCCGUCCCUGCAGGCCCUGGUGCAGCACUAUUCUGAGAAAGGGGAUGGCUUGUGCCAGAGGCUGACGGGGCCCUGUGUGGGCCUGGCUCCGCAGAACCCCUGGGCCCAGGACGAGUGGGAGAUCCCCCGGCAGUCUCUCAAGCUGGUCAGGAAACUGGGGUCUGGGCAGUUUGGAGAAGUUUGGAUGGGUUAUUACAAGAACAAUGUGAAGGUGGCCAUCAAGACCUUGAAGGAGGGCACCAUGUCUACAGAAGCCUUCCUGGGUGAGGCCAACCUGAUGAAAACGCUCCAGCACGAGCGACUGGUCCGGCUCUACGCCGUGGUCACCAAGGAGCCCAUCUACAUCGUCACCGAGUACAUGGCCAGAGGAAACUUGCUGGAUUUCUUGAAGACUGAUGAAGGUAGCAGGUUGUCCCUCCCGAGACUGAUUGACAUGUCAGCCCAGAUUGCCGAAGGGAUGGCAUACAUCGAGCACAUGAACUCCAUCCACCGCGACCUGCGGGCGGCCAACAUCCUGGUGUCUGACACUUUGUGCUGCAAAAUCUCCGACUUUGGCUUGGCCCGGAUCGUGGACAGUGAAUACACCGCCCAAGAGGGGGCCAAGUUCCCCAUCAAGUGGACUGCCCCGGAAGCCAUCCACUUCGGGGUGUUCACCAUCAAAGCAGACGUGUGGUCAUUCGGAAUCCUCCUGAUGGAGAUCGUCACUUACGGCCGGGUGCCAUACCCAGCCUGGAGCGGGGCUACCGCAUGCCGCGCCCCGACACGUGCCCGCCGGAGCUGUACCGCGGCGUCAUUGCAGAGUGCUGGCGGAGCCGGCCGGAGGAGCGGCCCACCUUCGAGUUCCUGCAGUCGGUGCUGGAGGACUUCUACACCGCCACCGAGCAGCAGUACGAACUGCAGCCCUAGGGCCCGGCGCCCGCGCAAGGAAGGGUGGGGUCGCACCUGCCGCACACCUGGCAGAGAAGGAUGGAACUGGAGAGAUCCAGCCCCGACAAGCUGCAGAGGCAGAGGGGCAGGGGGACUAAGGAAGCAGAGGUUAGAGGUGGGUCAACGGGUGGACUCUGGCGGGGCAGAGUUGCAGUCCCCGCCUCAGCGGGCUGUGUGCCGCUGGCCAGUUACUCAGCCUCUCUGUGUCCCCACUUCCUCAUUCACUGAAGCCAGAAGGACCGUGGGAAUACCUACCUCCUACGUUCAUCUUGGGGCCUAAAUUAAUUACACGCGGCAGGUGUUCAGAGCAGUGCCUAGCGCUCUUUUAGUUUUGAUGUUUUUGCUAUAGGGCAUGUGCGCUCACCAAAGAGAGACAGGCGGACAGAAGGAAAGUGAGAAAGCACCCCUGAGGGGUGGUGGCCCUAGGCAAUCCCUCCUCCACCCUCCUCUCCAGAUGUUAGGCACACACACACUCUUGCCUGGCCGAGGUCUGGCCCAGUCCGCCAUGUGGGAUCCAGCUGCCGUGACCACGGCCACCUGCUGGCCCACGGCCACCCUUAAGUGAUGCCAAGCUCCAAGUCAUCCUCAGUGACUGGGGCGCCAGCUGAUCUGACCUGUGGGGACCUCGCCUCCAGCUGCUCCCUUCUGCUACCCCAGAAGCAGGACUGGGUCCUCCAGGGGGGUUGUUCUAGGAGCACCGCGUGACGCAAACUGUGCUGGAGCACUUUGGGGCUUUUUCGUAAUAAAGUCUCGAGA